AUGGUAUGCGAUAAAUGUCAAGAGAAACUGACAAAAUUGGCCACUCCAGAUGUUUGGGACAAAGACAAUAAAAACAAAAAGCCUGGAAUGAUACUUCCAUCAUUCAAUAAGAACAAGUUUGAUCCGAUGGGAUAGAAUAAAUGUUAGAAAUGUAAAAAAAGAUAGGUUCAAAAAAAUGAGAAAUUCUGUCAAGAAUGUGCUUACAAGGAUGGCAUUUGCAAGAUGUGUGGAGUGAAAGUCUUAGAGACUAAAUUUUAUAGAUAAUCAAAUGUUUGA
Paramecium tetraurelia is the source of this 276-nucleotide messenger RNA. RefSeq lists its product as uncharacterized. Gene Ontology annotation, molecular function: microtubule binding. Gene Ontology annotation, biological process: cytoplasmic microtubule organization. The transcript has a single exon. The record is from RefSeq and is a predicted model, not a curated record. Lineage: Eukaryota; Ciliophora; Oligohymenophorea; Peniculida; Parameciidae.